Messenger RNA from Perognathus longimembris pacificus (Pacific pocket mouse), 2243 nucleotides. Its product is annotated as teneurin-2-like. The transcript is spliced from 10 exons. NCBI's taxonomy places the organism in Eukaryota, Metazoa, Chordata, Mammalia, Rodentia, Heteromyidae. Gene Ontology annotation, biological process: heterophilic cell-cell adhesion; neuron development. The record is from RefSeq and is a predicted model, not a curated record. Gene Ontology annotation, cellular component: neuron projection. Bases 687 to 2243 code for a protein of 518 amino acids. Gene Ontology annotation, molecular function: cell adhesion molecule binding; protein homodimerization activity; protein heterodimerization activity.
CCCAUCCCACCUACAUCCUCGUCUAGCCUCCUCCCACCUGCCCAGCUGCCCAGCUCCCAUAAUCCUCCGCCCGUUAGCUGCCAGAUGCCCUUGCUAGACAGCAACACCUCUCACCAGAUCAUGGACACCAAUCCCGAUGAGGAGUUCUCCCCCAAUUCCUACCUGCUCAGAGCCUGCUCAGGGCCCCAGCAAACCUCCGGCGGCGGCCCCCCCAACCACCACAGCCAGUCCACGCUGCGGCCCCCGCUGCCGCCGCCGCACAACCACACGCUGUCGCACCACACUCCUCCGCCAACUCCCUCAACCGGAACUCGCUGACCAACCGGCGGAGCCAGAUCCACGCGCCCCGCGCCCGCGCCCAACGACCUGGCCACCACGCCCGAGUCCGUGCAGCUGCAGGACAGCUGGGUGCUGAACAGCAACGUGCCCCUGGAGACGCGGCACUUCCUGUUCAAGACGUCGUCGGGAAGCACGCCCCUGUUCAGCAGGCUCCUCCCCCGGGUACCCCCCCUCACCUCGGGCACGGUUGUACACCCCGCCGCCCCGCCUGCUGCCCCGCAACACCUUCUCCAGGAAGGCCUUCAAGCUGAAGAAGCCCCUCGCGGUACUGCAGCUGGAAGUGCGCGGCGCUGUCGGCCAUCGCCGCCGCCCUGCUCCUGGCCGUCCUGCUGGCGUACUUCAUAGCCAUGCAUCUGCUGGGGCUCAAUUGGCAACUGCAGCCCACAGAUGGACACGCGUUUAACAAUGGGAUCAGGACCAGCCUGCCCGGCAGCGACGACGUGGCCGCAGCGCCCCCUGGGGGCAAAGUGCCCUGGUCGUUGAGAAACAGCAGCAUCGACAGCGGCGAAGCGGAGGUGGGCCGACGGGUCACGCAGGAGGUGCCGCCGGGCGUGUUCUGGAGGUCCCAGCUCCACCUCAGCCAGCCGCAGUUCCUCAAGUUCAACAUCUCCCUCGGGAAGGACGCGCUCUUCGGGGUCUACAUACGAAGGGGACUCCCUCCGUCCCACGCACAGUACGACUUCAUGGAGCGCCUGGACGGGAAGGAGAAGUGGAGCGUGGUGGAGUCGCCCCGGGAGCGCCGCAGCAUCCAGACGCUGGUGCAGAACGAGGCCGUGUUCGUGCAGUACCUGGACGUGGGCCUGUGGCACCUGGCCUUCUACAACGACGGCAAGGACAAGGAGAUGGUGUCCUUCAACACGGUGGUCCUAGAUUCGGUGCAGGACUGCCCCCGGAACUGCCACGGGAACGGCGAGUGCGUGUCCGGCCUCUGCCACUGCUUCCCAGGAUUCCUCGGCGCAGACUGUGCUAAAGCCGCCUGCCCCGUGCUGUGCAGCGGGAACGGCCAGUACUCCAAGGGGACGUGCCAGUGCUACAGCGGCUGGAAGGGCGCCGAGUGCGACGUGCCCCUGCACCAGUGCAUCGACCCCGCCUGCGGCGGCCACGGCGCCUGCGUGGACGGCAGCUGCGUGUGCUCCACGGGCUACAAGGGCGAACACUGCGAGGAAGUCGACUGCCUGGACCCCAGCUGCUCCAGCCACGGCGUGUGCCUGGCCGGCGAGUGUCUGUGCAGCCCCGGCUGGGGCGGCCUCAACUGCGAGCUGGCGCGGGUGCAGUGCCCCGACCAGUGCAGCGGCCACGGCACCUACCUGCCCGACACGGGGCUCUGCAGCUGCGACCCCAACUGGAUGGGCCCCGACUGCUCCGUCGAAGUGUGUUCGGUAGACUGCGGCACGCACGGCGUCUGCAUCGGGGGAGCGUGCCGUUGCGAAGAGGGCUGGACGGGCGCGGCGUGCGACCAGCGCGUGUGCCACCCUCGCUGUCUUGAGCACGGGACGUGUAAAGACGGCAAAUGUGAAUGCCGAGAGGGCUGGAAUGGUGAACACUGCACCAUUGGUAGGCAAACGACAGCCACCGAAACAGGCACAUACUGCUUUAUUUUCAUAACUCGUAGAUCGGUAGUGAUGGCCGCGCGCACUGCCACGGGCUGUUCCCGCCGGGACACGCUUGCUCCCCGCGCCUCCCGCUGCUUCUCUAAAAUCUCCACCAGGACAGGGGCCGAGGGGAAGCUGGGCUCCUCCUGGAAGAGGCUUCGGCCUUCCUUCCAGGAUGCCGGAUUGGCGGGGGACGGGGGGCGGGGGAGGGUGCAGAAACAGACCCAGCCAGAUCAGAAACCCCAUCCAGACUGCUGGCGUCAGGGUGGGAGAAAUGAGCACGCAUGGGAAACGGUCAGUGCUACAGCUUAG